AUGGCGACAGACAGCGAGAAAAUCGACGGCUUCCUGCGGUACGACGCUUUCCCGUCGCGCUCCUUCUCCGCACGCGGACUUCCUGUGCGCGGUGGCAAUGCCAAGCCUGUUCGGUCAUUGGCCUGGUCGAGCGAUGGCAAGCGCAUAGCGACUGGAACGGAGGGCGGCGGCCUGCGAGUGUGGGAUGUGCGUCCCGGCGGCGGCGUCGAGGGCACGGGAACCGGCAUGAAGUCCCCUCAUCCCGCUAGCAACGUCACCAUCGCGGUCGCGUGGUCGCCGACAGAGCCCACAGUCCUCGCAUCGGGGUGCAAGCCGGGCUCAUCGAGCAGUGGCGGCUACGUUGCGGUCUGGGAUGUGGCGGGCGGCGUGUCCCCGCUGGCCAAGUUCAAGAUCCCCGGCGAGGUGCUGCACAUCGCCUGGCAUCCGGAUGGAGAGCAGUUCGCGGCCGUCUGCCCCCGUCAAGCCAGGGACGAGGUGUACUUCUUUCAGAAGAAGAAUGGGGUGUGGGAGCAAAGGCAAGACAUCAUGAUGGGCGGCGCGGGGAUUGACCUGAUCCAGGAAAUCAACUCCCUUCGGUUCUGGAAGGGCGGCGACGCAGUACUCUGUGUCUCGAACGACGGAUCGCUUAAUGCCUGGUGGUACCCGGUUGAGGAGCGCGCGCCGCCACCUCUCUCGCCGUCGCCGGAAGCAGAGGUCGAGGCGGAGGCCAAGGACGAGGAGCCGCCAACGAAGAAGCCCCGUCUCGACUCCAAGGAGGGGUCUGCUGAGAAGCCCGAGCCCGAGGCUGAGGCUGAGGCUGAGGUUGCUGAGGGCGAGGGAGAAGCGGAUGGAGAGGAAGACGAAGUCAAGCGGACACGGGACGAGCCGGAGGCCGCCACGCCUGCUGCUGCUACAUCGGCGGAGGGCGCCGAGGUCGCCGAGGGCGAGGAGGGAGAAGCGGAUGAGGAGAAGCCCGAGGGCGAGGAUGCCAAGGCCGAGGGGGGCGAGGGUGAGGGCGAGGAGGAGAACCCGACCAUCGAGGUGACCGCCCCCGACGCCAAGCAGGACGUCGACAUGGCGACUCCUGGCGCCGCCACGCCCGCGGCUGCCUCUACUGCCGCGCCAAGCCCAGCACCCGACCAUCCCUCCCCCGCUCCCGCUCCCGCUGCCCCCUCCCCGAAACCCGACGGUGCCGCCGCCGUUGCCGCUGCUCGAGCCGCCGCAUCCCGCGAACUCCUCCGGCGGAAACACAAGCAACUCGCUCCCUGUUACCGCCAGCUCCUCUCUUCACCUUCCUCCCUUCUCUCGCUCGCCCUCCAACCGCAGGGCAAGUACCUGGCAGUCGGCGGCCAAGAUGCCCGUGUGUCCCUGUACUCGGCACGGGACUGGCUCCUCGAACGGACAUACCACCAACCCAGCGGUGCGAUCCGGCACAUCGCCUUCAGUCCCGACGGCGAGCUGCUGGCCGUGGGCGGCGACGACCCCUUUAUCUAUCUGAUCGGCGUGUGGAACAAGCAGACUGUGCAGAAGAUCCCGGUGCAUGGCGUCGUUAAUGGGUUGGCGUGGAACCCGGUCCUGCGCGAGGGCAAGUGCAGUCUUUCGUGGAGCACGAAGAGCUCCACGGGGGUCGUGUGGUAUCUCGCGAAUCAGGAGUAG
Messenger RNA from Trichosporon asahii var. asahii CBS 2479, 1635 nucleotides. RefSeq lists its product as uncharacterized. The coding region runs from base 1 to 1635 and encodes 544 amino acids. Gene Ontology annotation, biological process: mRNA export from nucleus. The record is from RefSeq and is a predicted model, not a curated record. Gene Ontology annotation, cellular component: THO complex part of transcription export complex. Lineage: Eukaryota; Fungi; Basidiomycota; Tremellomycetes; Trichosporonales; Trichosporonaceae. Gene Ontology annotation, molecular function: protein binding. The transcript has 3 exons.